This is a messenger RNA of Lates calcarifer (barramundi perch), 4833 nucleotides long. Its product is annotated as vang-like protein 1. Lineage: Eukaryota; Metazoa; Chordata; Actinopteri; Centropomidae. Bases 492 to 2102 code for a protein of 536 amino acids. The record is from RefSeq and is a predicted model, not a curated record. Gene Ontology annotation, cellular component: plasma membrane. The transcript is spliced from 9 exons. Gene Ontology annotation, biological process: multicellular organism development.
UUACCCCGGCUGGUGCACCGCAGCUCAGCUGUGAACUGUAACCUGCGGCAGCAGAGUUGACGCGGACGGAUACAUUGUAGCUCUCCCAUCCUCGGAAAACAGUCAGCCAAGGAAACACACUGAAUACCAGGCUGAAACCACGGUUCCUUCCUUUUGGUUUUUCAAACAGUCGCUCAUAUAGGCUACUGAGGUGAAGGAGAGCAAGAGGGGGGGCUUUCGAGGCCACGGUGAAACCAGGGAGUUUCCUGCCUCUAGGUCCGCCUGCCUGCCGGGUCACAGGUUGAUGUUUCCUCACCGGGCGCCCCCAGGGUCGCUUUCAAGCCUGCCUGCCGACAGCCCGCCACCUCUGUCAGCAUCUUGAGCGAGUCAAUCGAUCGCCUCCAGCUCGGCGAGACAAGCGCACAAGGUUUUCCGCUGCGUCUGCCAGCGGUUGAGCUGAGCGGCCUCAGCUUUGCCCCCGAGCCCAGCCGCCUGGGCAGGACUGCAUCACCAUGGACACGGAGUCCACCUACUCGGGCUAUUCCUACUACUCUGGACGCUCCCGGGGAUCUCACAGGCAUGGGGAGCGAAGCCGGGAUCGCCACAAGACCCGCAGUAAAGACAGCCGCUCAGAAAAGUCUGUAACAAUUAACACGCCGCCCGCAGAGCCACUGCUGGGUGACUCGGCUGUUCGGGGUGAGCAGGUCCAGGAUGACAACUGGGGCGAAACCACCACUGCCGUCACCGGCACAUCAGAGCACAGCCUCUCUCAGGAGGACAUUGUUCGCAUCACCAAGGACCUGGAGGACAGCGUGGGGCUCGACUGCCGCCGUUACUUCACCCUGACCUUGGCCGUGAUCCUGGGGCUGCUGGUUUUCCUGACGCCGCUUGCCUUCCUGGUGCUCCCCCACAUCCUCUGGCCGGAGAGGCUGCAGAGCUGCGGCACGGCCUGCGAGGGCCUCUUCAUCUCCGUGGCCUUCAAGCUGCUCAUACUGCUGCUGGCCGUAUGGGCGCUCUUCUUCAGGCCGCCGCGGGCCGGCCUCCCACGAGUCUUCGUCUUCAGGGCUCUGCUUGCCGUGCUGGUGCUGCUGUUUGUGGUCUCUUAUUGGCUGUUCUACGGGGUCAGAAUACUUGACUCACAGGAUGAGAACUACCAGGGGAUCGUGCAGUACGCUGUGUCGCUGGUGGAUGCUCUGCUCUUCAUCCACUACCUGGCCAUCGUCCUGCUGGAGCUCCGGCAGCUCCAGCCGUGUUUCUCUGUGUGUGUCAUGCGCUCCACAGACGGAGAGACAAGGCACUACAACCUGGGACAGCUCAGUAUUCAGCGGGCAGCUCUGGCUAUCUUAGAGCACUACUACUGCGACUUCUCAGUCCAUAACCCAGCGUUGCUCUCCGCCUCCAAGUCCCGUGCUGCCAAGCACCUGGCCGGCCUCAAGGUGUACAAUGUGGAUGGUGAGUUCCCAGCAGCCCCGGCUGAGGGUCCAGGGAACAACGCAGCAGCAGGACUCGCCCACUCUCAGUCCAGAGCCAUGAUCGCAGCCGCUGCCCGCCGCAGAGACUCCAGCCACAACGAACUGUACUACGAGGAGGCCGAGCACGAGAGGCGUGUCCGCAAGCGCAGAGCACGACUGGUGGUGGCAGUAGAGGAGGCAUUCACACAUAUCAAGCGCAUGCAAGAGGAGGAGCAGAAGAAGGCUCCAGGGGACGUCAUGGACCCUCGAGAAGCAGCGCAGGCCAUCUUCCCCUCCAUGGCGCGGGCCCUGCAGAAGUACCUGAGGACCACCAAACAGCAGCACUGCCACAGCAUGGAGAGCAUCCAGCAGCACCUGGCCUUCUGCAUCACCAACAACAUGACGCCCAAGGCCUUCCUGGAGAGCUACCUGACCCCAGGUCCGACCCUGCAGUACAGCCGGGACCACUGGCUGGCCCGCCAGUGGACGCUGAUCAGCGAGGCGUCGGUCACCAGCGGCCUGAAAGACGGCACCGUCUUCCUGCUCAAGUGCGUGGACUUCAGCCUGGUGGUGACAUCCAAGAAGAUCCCCUACAUCCAGAUGUCCGAAGAAUACAUCGACCCCAAGUCACACAAGUUUGUCCUGCGGCUACAGUCUGAAACCUCUGUGUAGGACUCAGAAAAAUGUUUUGUUUUGUUUAUUCCUCACCCUGUUUUGUUGCUCUCAAAUGUUUUCAUUUUGGGUUUGCAGUUUUUAUUUUUACUUUUUUGGAUUUUUUAUAUAUUAUAUAUGAAUCUAUAUAUCACACAUGUUUGAAUAUAUUGAUCUUUUUAUGUUUGAUUUGGAUGAAAAGAAGAAUCGUCGCAGGAUUAUUCUUACAGGAGUUUGGAUGCCUCGGACGUGGACUUGUGUGCACAUAAGAGUAUGCGUGAGUGUAUGUAAGCGUAUAUGUGUGCGCAUGCGUGUCAGUUUGUGUCACAAUCUCUCGUUCCUCUCGUGUUUGAGAUGCUGGAGUCAAACAAGAUGGGAACAUUUGAGGUUUCUGUCGUCCCCACAGAGACUUUGUUUGUCUCGGUCACUCCUUUAUUUCCAUGGAACAGACAGACAAACCACUAAGGACUGCGAUGGUGUGACCAAGAUAUUGAUAUUAAUAUCUCGGCUGUGCUGCCAUCUUGUCUGCAGCAUUUGAAAGUAUUCAGAUACUUUCAGUAGAUUAAGAAUUAAAUACAUUUCCUUCACUUAAAAACCAAAUUAAACAGACAAAAAAUGAAACCAAACUUCAAUCAGAUUUUGCAUUUAAUGCACAUUCAUGUAUGUUUCUAAAUUAAAGAAAAUGCCUAAAAUGGUUGGAAUAUAUGAUCUCAUCCUGCUCAGACGGGAUGUCAGACUCUUUUCCUUUCCUCGUCACUACUUCAGGACGUCUGCAGCACUCUGGACAGCGCUUUUGACAUUUGCGAUGUCAAACUCCCAACGUGUCCGGCCUGAGGCGCACAGUAGCACCCCCAAGUGCUAAUUUCAGCAGCCAAAGUGAAGGGACGCUUUGGGUUGUCUUGAUGCACGAUUCUUCUCCAGGUGCAAUGGAGCAAAAUCAGAAAAUGUUUCCACGCCAGCUGGGAACAACACUCGCAUGCUAUGUUAAACACCGGGGUGAGCCCAGAAUGAACCAGACCAUGAGAGACACACAGAGAUGGAUACAUGCCCAAAAACAUUUGCCCUGCCUCAUCGGUUCAGUAACCUUCUCAGGGCUUUCAUGUCUGCCGUAUCUGCCUGACGUGAUGAAGAGAGAAGGCGGCGAGGAGGAGAGACAGAGCCACGAUGUCGAAAAUAAGAAGUACUACUGAUUAUUCCAGAAUCCAGACCAGAACCCCCCUCUGUAGGUUACAGAAAAAUCUAAAUACUGUAAAAUCUCAGGUGAAAGCUGGUGUUCAAAUAAGGAAUAUUUACAGUAAUUUUAGUAUAGUGCACAUUUCCACAGCACAAAUUCCCAAUAAAAGAUGGAUGUUAAACCAACACUUCCUGUUUUUCACAUUAAAAGCCUGCCUAUGAAAGGCAUACUUGCCUUUAUUUGACAGUCAACAGUGUAGAGAAACAGGAAACACUGUGUUAAAGAAAGAGAGAGGUAUGACAUACAACAAAGAUCCUUGGUCAGUAAUCAAAACCAUUAGGCUCCUAGGGUGCCCCAGGCUGCCUUUUAAUGUGAAAAUUCUGGUCCUAGUGUUAAGUUUCUUAACAUUGUUUGGGGAAAAAAGGCAAGUGGAAAUGGAUAUUAUACUGAGUUUAUCAAGACAUCAGGACAAAUGAGAACUAAAGACCUGUUUUUCUCUCACGCUGAGCUCACCAGAGGCCACUAUUUGAGCAUUUGCAGUAUUUAAAGCAUAUUUCAGGGCUCACAGGGUGUGCUUGUAUCACUAGAAUAUACAAUAGAUCAAGAGUGUGUACCAACAGUCAGAGCUGCAGCAGGGCGGAACCUCCUUCCCAACUGGACCGUCUGGUUUUUUCCUUUACUGCCUUGUCUCAGCUCUGUUGUCUGACAAACACGCUCACAGGGAAUCCCUCGAGGUCAGACCACUUCACUGGAAGACUCAGAGGGAAUUUUUCUUUUUAUUGCUUUCACCUGAUGAAUCGGCCGAUUUUGUAAAAGCUAGAAAAAUACAGUAAAAUUAAGCUAACAGCACUAAAAUGACACUUUAAGAUCUUGUCAAAUUUGACUGCUCUGUCCAGUAAAUUCACCAAAGUGGUCAAAGAGAAUCACACUGAUAGUAUGAAUGACUCACUCAAGAAACAAACAUGUCAUACUAAUAAUAUCCUCUGUGGCUAUGAGCAGGGUUGUCCCCUACUGCCCCCUGGCUGGUAAACUUAAUACUGUCACUUUGUCUGCCUGAGGGCAGCAGCAACAUGUUUCCAUAUAAAACAUAAAGAAACUGUUCAGCUUUGCUAAAACAUUCUUUCACUGUAAACUUGUAACUGAUCCAUCUGGAAAGAACUAAAAACACACUUCUUGCUGUUUCUGUGCGGUGCACUAACAGCAAGUAUCUUUUUUUUAAGCACCUGCCACUGGUCGUAUUUUAUACCUACUGACAGAUGAACUUUGUAUGAUCCCAAUGUGACUGUGCCUCCUGUUUUUACACUGUAUCUAUUUAUGUAAACAAGCAUGUGUGUAUGUAUGUGCGUGUGUGUGUGUAUGUGUGUUUGCCAUUCCAGUUCACAUGACCAGCCCUUUCCCCUCUCCUCCUCAUCACCGCCAUCUGUCACGCUGUUGCCAGGUUACAGUCCUAUGUCAUGGUUUGGUUUUUGUUGGACGGCUUUAUGAUGAUCACGUGACAUUGCAAUGUAAGACAUGUUUCAGUUUCACAGCAUUAGCAUUUGUAAAAAAAAAUAAACAUUUUUAUGAACAUUUGUAAAA